Molecule: messenger RNA, 792 nt
Organism: Aspergillus calidoustus
Lineage: Eukaryota; Fungi; Ascomycota; Eurotiomycetes; Eurotiales; Aspergillaceae
Source: the annotation of a GenBank genome assembly
AUGGAGUUCCAGAAGUGUCUAUGCAAGUACAUCGAAGAUACCCGGGCCGAUCGAAUAGACCAGCCCGUGGAUUCCCGGGUGGGACUGACGUCCCUCGCCGAAACGGUGGGGGCGUAUCUCCAGAGUGAAGGCGUGGACUUUUGGCCAGACAUGCAAAUCCCCAAUCUCAAGCUUAAUACAACCGAAGCACUCCUCGUGCGUGUCUUGGCAAUCGAAGCCACAGACAGCCGAAGCAGCAGCAGAAGCAGCAGCCAGCCUCUUGAGAUCCCCCUCCAGCCCGAAGACAUCCUUCUCGUGGCUCUCGGGUCGGCUAAUUCGGGGUCGCUUGUGGGACGCAAUGGCGCGCCGCCGCCACCGACCCCCGUGCGCGCGGAGCGCAUCCUCAACGCCUCAUGGUCGCUGUGGUUCCGGAUUGCGCACCUCUCGCUGGACCUGGGCAACCCAGCCGCAUUCUGCACGCAUCUGUCCGAGUCCAAGCUCGAGAUGUUCACGGUGAUCCUCGACCACGAGGAUGAUAAGGCCGGUGGGGGGCUGUAUGCGUAUCUUGCAGAGCGGAUCGGGCAGGGCUCGAGCCUGGCAAUGCAGGACAGUAACUGGUCGCUGCGUCUGUGUGUUUCGCGUCGGGACAGAGGCAUGUCUAGCUCUGCACCUGAAGCAGUGUACAGUACCAUCUGGGGCUACGGGCUCACUCCCGAGCAGCCCGGGAACUUCAUGCGCAAUCCCAUGUGCUGUUGCGCCGGCCAGGAGAUCCUAAGCGAGGUGCUCUCCCAUCUAGCCUCCCCGUGCUCUUAG